Messenger RNA from Lycium barbarum (goji berry), 3325 nucleotides. RefSeq lists its product as uncharacterized. The record is from RefSeq and is a predicted model, not a curated record. Bases 850 to 2718 code for a protein of 622 amino acids. NCBI's taxonomy places the organism in Eukaryota, Viridiplantae, Streptophyta, Magnoliopsida, Solanales, Solanaceae. Gene Ontology annotation, molecular function: protein dimerization activity. The transcript is spliced from 2 exons.
CGGACGCUUCAGAGACCGAAGCGGUGAAGCGGCUGAAGCGUCCACUUUAUGUUGUGGGCUGUUUUUUGAAAGGUUAACUUUAAUAAAAUAAUAAGUCUAGGUCCCAAUUAAGCGGACGCUUCAGAGACCGAAGCGGUGAAGCGGCUGAAGCGUCCGCUUUAUGUUGUGGGCUGUUUUUUGAAAGGUUAACUUUAAUAAAAUAAUAAGUCUAGGUCAAAAUUUUAAUACAAUAAUACAUCCAGGUCAAAAUCGUAAUAAAAUAAAAAGUCUGGGCCAAUUUUAAUAAAAUAAUUAGUCCAGUUAAUUGAAAUCCUCAGCGCCACUUUGAGACAUUUUAUUUGCACAAUCAGCUAGGGUUUUGCAGCAGCUCUUCUUCUCCACUUUCAGGUAAUUUCUUUCCUCCUUCUUCUUCUUCUUCUUCUUCUUCUUCUUCUUCUUCUUCUUCUUCUUCUUCUUUCAAGCUCUCUUCUUUGCUCUGUUUUUUUCUCCACAUUUUCUCUGUUUUUUUUUUCUCGAAUUAUAGGGUUCUGCUCUGCCUUUCUUCUUUCUUUCUUUCUUCUUCUGUUUCUUCUUCUUCUUCUUUCAAGCUCUCUUUUUUGCUCUGUUUUUUUCUUCACAUUCGUUCUGUUUUUUCUUUCUUCUUUUUUGCUGCUGAUUUUUUCUGCUCUGGUUUGCUGCUAUAUAUGCUCUGUUUUUAGUUCUGCCUUUUUCUUUCUUUUCCAGUUCUGCUUUUUUCUUUCUUUUCCAGAGUACUUUUUCUGCUUUGUUUGACUGUGUUCUCUGCUGAUUUUGUAUCAAAAAAAUAUUUGCUCCUGAUUAUUUUUCUUAAAUCUUAACAGCAAUUAAAAAAUGUCCGAAGACCCGGCUUGGAAGUAUGGGAAAAAACUUAGUGAGACCAAUCGAACUGCAGUUAUGUGUUUGUUUUGUGAUAAGAUAACUAAAGGAGGAAUCUUUCGCCACAAACAACAUCUUAUUGGUACCUUUAGCGAUGUUGCACGCUGUCUAAGAUGUCCGGAGAAUGUGAGGGAAGAAAUAAAAACAUAUGUCGAAGGAAAAAAGGAACUAAAACGUCAAAUGUUACAUCAACCAACUGUAACUAAUCUUGACGACGACGAUGAUGAAACAGAAAAAGGUGAAGCUGUUGAUUUGUCCGUUCGUUCAAAAUCACAAAAACGGACAACUUAUGGACCAACCUCCAGUGUGAAAGGUCCUUUAGAUUGCUAUUAUCAACCGAAGCCAACUGAUAAUGCAGGGACAAGCAGUAAAAAAAAAUUGAAAGACACCGCUUUACGGCUUUUGAGGGAGCGUGCAGUUGCGGCUUUUUCACGAUGGAUGUAUGAUGCAGGGCUCCCCUUCAAUUGUGUCAACCAUAUUGACACUUUUGGAGCCUUCCUUGAUGCCGUAGGCCAUUAUGGUGUUGGAAUGAAGCCGCCUACGUAUCAUAAAGUUAGUACCUCCUAUCUAGCUAAAGAAGUGGAAGCGACACAAAAAAUAGUGGAGGAUCAUCAGGUAGAAUGGAAGCAUUUCGGAUGUUCCAUUAUGAUGGAUAAGUGGACGGCAAGAACGGGAAAAAUGAUCAUUAAUGUGUUGGUGAAUUCUCCAAAAGGAAGCUUAUUUCUUGAAUCUAUUGAUGCGAGUGACUCGUCUACUGAUUCCAUCAAGAUGUUCUCCUUGUUUCAGAGCACCGUUGAGAAGAUUGGACUAGAGAAUGUUGUUCAAGUUGUUACCGAUAAUGCAGCUGAAAAUGUUAAAGCAGGUGCUAUGUUGAAGGGAAUGUUCCCGAACAUCUAUUGGACUCCAUGUGCAGCUCAUUGUAUAAAUUUGAUGUUCGGGGAUAUUUUCAAGGAAAGACCCUUUAGAGGAGUUUUCACUAAGGCUGUUAGAGCGCAUUCCUACAUUGUUCAAAGGCCUUUGUUGUUGAACAUGAUGAGGAGAUUCACAAAACAAAAAAACUUGGUGAAACCUGGCAAAACUCGAUUUGCUACUGCUUUCUUGACCUUACACCGUAUGCAUAUACAAAAGGCCAAUUUGAGAAGCUUGUUCAUUUCGGAUGAAUGGAACAAUAGUAAAUUUGCAAAAGAAGUCAUGGGGAAAGAAGUUGCACGCAUAAUGAUGUCUUAUACUUUUUGGAAUAAUGUUGUUCAUGCUCUUAAAAUUGGUGGGCCGUUGAUUAAAGUACUUCGUUUGGUGGAUGGAGAACAAAAACCACCCAUGGGCUACCUUUUUGAAGCUAUGGAUAGGGUUAAGGAGUCUAUACGAAAAUCAUUUAGUGACCCACAUAAGUAUGCAAAGGUCUUUGACAUCAUUGAUAAAAGGUGGGCGGAUCAACUUCAUCAACCUUUGCAUGCCGCUGGGAAUUUGUUGAACCCAUCAAGCUUUUAUGAUAAUAAUGAGAUGCGAUUACUAAAUGCAAAAGUGACGAAGGGAUUCUAUGAGAGUGUUGCUAAGUUGGUUCCCAAUAUAGAUGAGCAAGAUCAAAUAGGGGACCAACUAAGUGCUUAUACUAAUUCUGAAGGGACCUUUGGGUUUCCAAUGGCUAUAAGACAAAGAAAGAAGAAGUCUCCAGUUGAAUGGUGGAGGCUUUAUGGUGGAGACACUCCAGAAUUACAAAAGUUUGCCAUCAAAGUUCUAGGUCUAACUUGUAGCUCUUCCGGAUGUGAGAGAAACUGGAGCGUUUUUGAACAUGUAAGAACUAAGAAGAAAGAUUUAGUAUAUUGAGAUAACUAAUUAUAUCUCAACUCCUAUUAAUUACUUGCCACAACUUAUUUGCAGAUUCAUAGCAAGAAGAGGAAUAGACUAACCCUAAAACGCCUCAAUGACCUAGUGUUCAUAAAAUAUAAUAGAACAUUGAGGCGUCGUUACAAUGCUCGCAAUGUAAUUGAUCCAAUUGGUUUGGACAAUAUUGAUGAUGCCAAUGAAUGGCUCACCGGGGUUGAGAAUGCUGAAGAUGAAGCAAUUUUUGAGGGAGAUUCUGAUUUCCCUUUCGGUGUUGUUGCCGAGGCAAUGGGGGUAGAGGAGAACCAGUAUGGUUUAAGGGGGAAUACUUCAAGCCAACGUAGGAGGGGAAAAGAAGUAGCUACAAGUCAUUCCCUAGUUGAUGAAGUUGAAGAAGAUGAUAAUGAAAUUGAAGAAGAUGAUGAGCAAUAUGGUGAUGAUGUGGGAGUACAAGAUUUUGACAAUCUUGUAGAAGAAUAAGAACUAGAUGUCGAACUAUUAGUAGCUUUGAUUUUGUUUGUCCUAUGGUCUGGAGGAUUUUGUGAUAUCCACUUUAGUUUUUUAUUUGAAAUUUUAGUCUAUGGAUAUCUACUUUAGUUUUGGAUUUGAA